CUACAGUGGAGGAGCCGUACAGGACCUGUUUCACUGCAGGGGGAUCCAAAACAAGCCCUGUGGAGCCGCAGCUAGAGCUACAGCAGCCGCAGGACACUGUGUCUCUCCCUCUGUCCCCCCUUCCCCACGCAACCCCAGAUCCAUUUACACUUUACAAAGCAUCCUGCACCGUGCAACAAGUCCCGAGGGUGGUCCUUUCAAGCUGCAGAUCUGUCUGUCAUCCUUCUCCAACAGUCUCUUCCUCCACUCCCUCCACAGGGAAGGACAUCACAUGUCAGAUUGCAGCGUCCUGGAACAGAAUGAAAGGAUCUGUGUUCAAACGGCAAAAGUAAGGUUACAGUAGACCCUGAGCAAAACAGAGUGGACUCCAGCCUGCACGAAUGAGCUUGAAACAGGAAUGGUUUGGGGUUCAGGCCUCUUACACUGAGUUUCUCUACUGCCACCCUUUCUACUCAAGCAAAAUCUUCAAGAAAAGCUCUCCCACGAAAGAAGCGGCUGCUUGCAGCUUUACACUGUGAUGAAGGCAAAUGGUACAGUUUUCCAAAGAAAAUAGACCAAAACUUUCUUCUUGAGAAGAAACGAACCUGUUGUUGGCAGAGGGUAUUUCUAACCUCUCUGUGAAAGAAAGAAAGACAACACCAGAGCCUGGGCGGCCCAGCUACUGAAGGAAGUUUCCAUGGUAAAGUCUAAGGGAGGCUUCCUGGGAGCAGAGCGUAGUGAAUGCUGUGUUGGGGGAGCCUAGCAGUGACCCACACAAACCCAGUUUGGAGGUAGAUGUCAGAGUUGCUUGCUCAGUGCAGCAAAGAAUCCGGAGCUGCUACUGCCAGCCUAGAGAACCCACGGGGAGAUGAUUCCUCAUGAAGGGCCUGGAUCCCCUACAGAAAUCCAAUGUGACUCUCUGUUUAUCAGACUAAAACCAGAGGCAACCAGACAGUGAAACAGCCACCGUGGAGGGGGGACGGCGAAAAAUGAAAUCCAACCAAGAGCGGAGUAAUGAAUGCCUGCCUCCCAAGAAACGUGAGAUCCCCGCCACCAGCCGGCCCUCUGAGGAGAAGGCCACUGCUCUGCCCAGCGACAACCACUGCGUGGAGGGUGUGGCAUGGCUCCCCAGUACCCCUGGCAGCCGCAGCCAUGGGGGUGGGCGGCAUGGGCCAGCAGGGACUUCUGGGGAGCAUGGUUUACAAGGAAUGGGUUUACAUAAAGCACUGUCCGCAGGGCUGGAUUACUCCCCACCCAGUGCCCCCAGGUCAGUCCCCACAGCCAACACGCUGCCCACCGUGUACCCUCCUCCUCAGUCAGGGACCCCAGUGUCUCCUGUGCAGUAUGCCCACCUUUCUCAUACUUUCCAGUUCAUUGGGUCCUCCCAAUACAGUGGGCCUUACGCAGGCUUUAUCCCUUCUCAGCUGAUCUCCCCACCAGGCAACCCGGUCACCAGUGCGGUGGCCUCCGCUGCAGGGGCCACCACACCAUCACAGCGCUCCCAGCUGGAGGCAUAUUCCACCCUGCUGGCCAACAUGGGCAGUCUGAGCCAGGCACCAGGACACAAGGUUGAGCCCCCUCCACAGCAGCACCUCAGCAGGGCUGCGGGAUUAGUCAACCCAGGGUCCCCUCCACCCACCCAGCAGAACCAGUACAUUCAUAUUUCCAGCUCGCCACAGAGCUCCGGGCGGGCAACAUCUCCUCCACCCAUCCCGGUCCACCUCCAUCCCCAUCAGACGAUGAUCCCGCACACACUCACCCUGGGGCCUUCAUCCCAGGUGGUUGUGCAAUACAGUGAUGCUGGAGGCCACUUUGUUCCUCGAGAGUCCACCAAAAAAGCAGAGAGCAGCAGGUUGCAGCAGGCUAUGCAAGCCAAGGAGGUCCUGAAUGGGGAGAUGGAGAAGAGCCGGAGGUAUGGGGCAUCAUCUUCUGUGGAGCUGAGCCUGGGGAAGGCAAGCAGUAAGUCAGUGCCUCAUCCCUAUGAGUCCAGGCAUGUGGUGGUCCACCCAAGCCCAGCAGACUACAGCAAUCGUGAUACCUCCGGGGUCCGUGGAUCUGUGAUGGUCCUGCCCAACAGCAGCACAUCCUCAGCAGACCUGGAGGCACAGCAGGCCACGCAUCGAGAGGCCUCCCCAUCCACCCUCAAUGACAAGAGCGGCCUGCACCUAGGGAAGCCCAGCCACAGGUCCUAUGCGCUGUCCCCCCACACGGUCAUUCAGACCACACACAGUGCAUCAGAGCCUCUCCCGGUGGGCCUACCAGCCACGGCCUUCUAUGCUGGCACUCAACCUCCUGUCAUCGGCUACUUGAGCGGCCAGCAGCAAGCAAUCACCUACGCUGGCGGUCUGCCCCAGCACCUGGUGAUCCCAGGUACCCAGCCUCUGCUCAUCCCAGUGGGCAGCCCUGAUAUGGACACACCUGGGGCAGCCUCGGCCAUAGUGACGUCAUCACCCCAGUUUGCUGCAGUACCUCACACGUUUGUCACCACCGCCCUGCCCAAGAGCGAGAACUUCAACCCGGAGGCUCUGGUCACCCAGGCUGCCUACCCAGCCAUGGUACAGGCCCAGAUCCACCUGCCGGUGGUGCAGUCUGUGGCAUCCCCUGCCACAGCGUCACCCACGCUGCCGCCAUAUUUCAUGAAAGGCUCCAUCAUCCAGCUGGCCAACGGGGAGCUGAAGAAGGUGGAGGACCUGAAGACGGAAGAUUUCAUCCAGAGUGCAGAGAUUAGCAGUGACCUCAAGAUUGACUCCAGUACUGUGGAGAGGAUCGAGGAUAGCCACAGCCCCGGUGUGGCCGUGAUACAGUUUGCUGUUGGUGAACACCGAGCCCAGGUCAGCGUUGAAGUUCUGGUAGAGUAUCCUUUUUUUGUAUUUGGACAGGGCUGGUCAUCCUGCUGUCCUGAGCGGACCAGCCAGCUCUUUGAUCUGCCGUGUUCCAAACUCUCCGUUGGAGACGUCUGCAUCUCGCUCACCCUCAAGAACCUGAAGAAUGGCUCUGUUAAAAAGGGCCAGCCUGUGGACCCUGCCAGUGUCCUGCUGAAGCACGCAAAGACCGACAGCCUGGCUGGCAGCAGACACAGAUACGUGGAGCAGGAAAACGGAAUCAACCAGGGAAGCGCCCAGGUGCUCUCUGAGAAUGGCGAACUGAAGUUUCCAGAAAAAAUCGGAUUGCCUGCAGCAUCCUUCCUCACCAAAAUAGAACCGAGCAAGCCCACAGCCACGAGGAAGAGGAGGUGGUCGGCCCCGGAAACCCGGAAACUGGAGAAGUCGGAGGACGAGCCACCUUUGACUCUUCCCAAGCCUUCGCUCAUUCCUCAGGAGGUUAAGAUCUGCAUCGAAGGCCGAUCUAACGUGGGCAAGUAGAGACCGUGCGGGCAGCGGAGGCCAGGGCCUCCUUUGCUGUCUGUAUCCAGAUUACUGUACUGUAGGCUAAAUAACACAGUAUUUACAUGUUAUCCUCUCUAGGUUUGUAUUCUAACCUUGUCAUUAGAGUCAAACAGGUGUGUGGCAGGAGACUGGUGCGUUUGCAUUGUCUGCAAGUGUCUGCUGAGGAGCUGGCAGGGGGAGGGUGGUCAGAACUGUGGCUGUGGCGCUCCAGGGCAUCCUAGGUGGCCCUUGAAUGUGGCUUCAUCAGCACCUGCCUUCUCCAGCAGCACAGAGUCGAAGGGCAUCAGUUCCCACUGGUUUCAAGAGCAAACUCAGUGGGAAGUAACCUGCAAGGGUGUGUCUGGGUGCAUCCCUCAUGGAGGGGUGCAUGGGUGCGAUGGCAGUGAGUGAGGGUCUCUCUUUCUUUGCCCCUGUCUCCCUCACUUGCUCACUCUCACUCAUGGGAUUGGGGGACCUGGGUUUCCCACAUGCAAAGUCAUCAGGAACUCAGCUUCCAGGCAUUGUAGAGAGGCAGCAGACAGCAGAUGGAAAACUAGUUUCAAAGAACGUGGUUCUCUCCAACAUAUUUUACAAUAAAAAAGCAACUUUUAAUCAUAGAUAUAUAUAUAUAGAUAUAUAUAUUUCCCCCCAUGGGGCCUGACUGCACUGAGGUUUUGUUUUGUUUUGUUGUUUUUGUUUUUUUUUUUUCAGACAGCUGCCACUUUCGGGAUUUCAUUUCUGCUUUACCAGUCCGGUGACAUCACCAGGUGUCUCAGUGGGCAGGGAAAGUCCUUGCUCAGGUCACUCCUGGUCAGGCAGGUAGCAGUGGGGUUGGGGAACAGAGGGAGCACCCACACUGUUUUCUGUGCAGUGUUAGGGAAACCAAUCAGGUUAUUUGCAUUGACUUUUGCUCCCAAGAGGAAAAAACAAGCCUCUCCUCCCCACCCUCCCGAGAGAGCAAGGCGGCUCUCAGAGCUGAGCUGGCAGCAGUUUUUCUAUCUUUUAGGUCUAGUACUGUUCAUGACUAUGGACAACUCGGGUGCCACUUCUUUUUUCUCCUAUCCCAGUGUGACAUGAGGAAUUAGAUCUGGAAGAUGCUCGUCUGUUACUACCUUGUAAGCAGUUAAAAAAUGCCGUGCAGGCUUCUUAACCAAGCAUCUUGGUCUGUCAUUCAAAAAGUACUGUAUCUCACUUUCGACUCUUUGGGAAAAAAAGACAAACCUAAGUUGCUUUUGUUUUUUUUUUUUUGUUUUGUUUUGUUUUUUGUUUGUUUUUUGUUUUUGUUUUUCUUCUCAACACUGUAACUACAUUUCAGCUCUGCAAGAUUGCUCACAAGUCAGCAAUCGAAAGCUCCAAUCUGGUUUAAAGGGAUGAAUGUGAAUUAUGAACUAGCCCGUGACAAUAUAUGACCACCGAGUACUACCUGACGGCAGGCACUUGUCACUUUGACGUUGGAGAAAGAGUUAAAGGCAUAUGCAGAAUUGGCAGCAGAGAAACUGAGAAGAGACGCCGAGGAAAAGACACUCGAUUUUUGUCCAGUGUUUUUAGGGUGAACUCCUAAAGAACUUUGCGAUUUGCACAUCUUGAGUUUAUAAUUUGUGUGAUAUUCCUGCAAUUUUUACCUAAUAACAUUGUGGGAAAGGUUUGGGAGGGUUGAAAGAACAUAAAUAAAUGUAGCAAAAUUACUUUCUAACCUGCCUAGACCCUAGGCCCUUCUUAGAAGGUUCUGUCCCUUUGAGACUUCAUUUUUGUCAUCUACCACAUCUAUCACCAGAAGCCAGGUCUGAGAGUCUUCUUCAGAGUCAUUGAGAGUUUUCCACAUAGACAUUUUACCUAUAUGAGCAAGUAUUUUUCAUUUCUGGAAAAAAAGUGUUAAUAUUAUUUUUUUUAGAAACUUAGGUUUCUAUUUGAAAUCAAACAAAGAUCUAAUGUUUGGUACAAAAACCCAGAAAGGGUAUUUUCAUAAAGUCCCGAGUUUUCAUUCCCAGAGGUCAAAAUAUCAUUUGUGGGUUCUGAGUAUGUCUUAAAGUACUUUAAACCAAGUUUUAUAAAUAGGGAGAAGUUUUUUAAACAUUCUUACUUGGCUGGCUGCAACUAACCUAAAUAAGUACUUAUUUGACUUUUCUUUUUAACCAUUAAAAAAAAAAAAACAAAAAAAAAAAAAAACCAAACUUCUUCCAUUUCUCAAAAUAGAAAAAAAAAAAAAAAAAAAAAAAAAAAAAAAAAGACUAUCCCCUGGCAACCCACAUGCUGGCUAUCCAGUCUUUUGGUUGGGACUGAUGACCCUUUUACAGACCAUUUUCUGGGAUGUACCAAAAACCUUUGAUUAGGUCCAAAAUAGCUGGCCUCUCUCUAAACUUCAUCACCUGCUCCACAAGCUAGCAGAGCUGGGUGAACCCAUUCUUACAAUCAGACGUUUAUUUACUGCUGUGAUUCUUUUAGUUUUUAAUCUUUCUGUUCAGAGACCUUGCUUAAUCUUCCCUAUAUCUGCUCAGGGCACUGGCACUUACUAGGUUUUUGUUUUUGUUUUUGUUUUUAUUUUUAUUUUUUAACUUUCGAUGGUGAGAGGACUAGGAGGCUGCCACGGGCGCUUUAUCUACAACCACCCCUGUGAGCUCAGAAAACACACACACACACAUACACACACACACACACACACACACACACACCCCUCUGGCUAACUCCGAGGAUUGAACUGACUGUAUCCACUAAGCCGACACUAAAACAGGUAAACACACAUGGCUCAGAGCAAUAGGAAUAUCAUAACUUCUGUGGUUCUAUUUCAGGUAUAGGAAUUAUACAACUCAUUGGCUCUUCUGAAGCAUCUGUCGCACCUCGUUCUCCAGCUCCGUUAGCGUGUGCAAUACUUUGUGUGCCAAUAGUGUGCUAUCUGGUUAAAGGUCAUUACUUUUUGGCUUUUUCCUUGCUCUGUGGGCUGACCUUUCUUCCCCGUGCUGGCCAGAGAAAAGCUGGGGGGAUUGAGCCAGGAGAGGCGAGCCUCCUCGCCUUCCCCUUAAAAGGGAUGCAGAGUGCUAGGCUAGGCAGUCUAUGGAAGCCUGUGUGUCUGUCACCAGGACACAGUGAGAACCAAGGAGACCUGAGGGAAGCACCUUGAAGGCCCAUCACCGCACCUGGCCCUUCGAUCUGUACUGAAGCUGGAAUGGAGCGAGGAGGCAAACUGGGUCCUAGGACACACUCUGGAGCGAUGUGGUCUUCAGUGAACCCAUUUUCAGUCUCUUCUGAGUCCUUGAGACUUUGAUCCCUGCCUUUGACACAAGCAACUUAUCGCAUAUGUGUGUGUUCUGAGCAUGCCCACCAAUGGCUUUGGAGGGGACCACCAGGCAACCACAAUCACCAUUCCCUCGGGACAGCUUUCUCUUCAAAUAGGACGAGCACACAGAGGCAGGAGCCACCUCUGAUUUGCAAACAUUGGUGGGGCCCUCCAAGCUCCCAGAGCACCUGUGGUCAACUGCAUAGGGAGCGCGGUGAUAGCAGUGCCCUCAUCGGACAAGGAUCAGCCACGCGCCUCUGUACCUGUCCUCUUUGCAAUAGUUACCAACAGCCGUCUUUCAUUCUCUUCUUUCCUGCUUUACCAUUUUAAAACAAUGUAACAGCAGGCCUUUUUUGUGUUUACAACGGAACACAAUCACCAAGAAAUUAGUCAGGGCAAAAAGAAAACAUAAGAAUAUUACCAAUAGGAAAUCAGCAAACAAGAACCUCUUUCUAGGGAUUUCUAAAUACACAGAGUGACCGCUCCUUAGACUGUUUAACUUAGAAUUAUUUCAGUUUGUCUGGGCCACCUUGGGGUCAGGGGGAUGGGGUGGGGAUCAGGGGAGAGAAGGCCACGGAUACCACUUACCUCAAAUCUUUUUAAAAGUGGAAGUCCAAAUUGUUUUUGGGGGAGGGCGGGAGGGGGGACUUGCAGGAUAAUCGUCUAUGUUGGUCACAUUUUGCUUUUCUCAAUUCAUCCAACUCAGUUUGGGAUGGCCUGAUUUCUGUGGUGGUGGCAACAGAACGCCCUUAACCCUGAACCCUGACCUUGUAUGUUUUCUGUUAGGUGAGCUUGUUGGGUUCCUCCCCGCCCCGCUUACCCCAUGAGGAAGUGGCAGCGUCCUUCCUUCUCCCUUGCAAGGAACCCUGCAGAACCUUCCACACCUCUUACUCAGGGAUGGGGCUGGUGUGUGUGUGUGGAACACAAAUGUGUUCAGUAACAGCACUUUGGACUGCUCUGGAGUAGGGUUGUACAAUUUCAAGGAAUGUUUGGAUCUCCCCGCACCGUGUGGAUUGCUCCUUAGCUACUGCACAGAUUGCAAUAUAUUGCUGCUGCACGGUCAAGCCGAGCAGUAGCUCCUCGUAAUCAGAAAAAAAAAAAAAAAAAAAAAAAAAAUCCAUGCUUUGCACAUAGUUUGAUCUUUACUGAAAUAUGUUGCCAAAAUCUGUUUCUGUUCUAGCUAUGGACCUUUUCCUUUCUUUCCUUUCUUUUUUCUUUUAAAGAAACAAUUGACAAUACCUUGUAACAUCUGUGACUACUAAGGAAACCUAUUUUGUAGAUGCUUUUGAAGACACUAACACCUAUUUCAGACGCGGGUGAGGAGGCAGAGCUCUUGGGAUAGAAAGCCAGACUUUUUGAGUUGAGUUGGUUGGCAUGGCAACUGUUUCCUGAGCCAUAAGCCGCUCAACCAACUGGUCUGCUCUCUCCUGAAACCCUCUGAGCUCCCCAUUUCCCAGUCACCCCCUUUGACUCCAGGGGAAUACAGGGCCUCCAGUCUCCAGGGUCCAAUCCAGUUUCUUUGGUGGUUGAGAUGAAGGGCAAGAGAAUCAUUCUUUGUUGUUUUAAAAGUGGAGCAAAGGCCUUUGCUUCCACGGUUGUGUUUUGAAGCCAGGAUUUCCGAAAUAGAGAAUUUAAG
Arvicanthis niloticus (Nile rat) is the source of this 8251-nucleotide messenger RNA. It is a transcript of the gene Atxn1, whose product is annotated as ataxin 1. The record is from RefSeq and is a predicted model, not a curated record. Gene Ontology annotation, molecular function: protein binding; RNA binding. Gene Ontology annotation, cellular component: nucleus. Lineage: Eukaryota; Metazoa; Chordata; Mammalia; Rodentia; Muridae. Gene Ontology annotation, biological process: nervous system development; negative regulation of transcription by RNA polymerase II.